Messenger RNA from Toxotes jaculatrix (banded archerfish), 4353 nucleotides. It is a transcript of the gene mad1l1, whose product is annotated as mitotic arrest deficient 1 like 1. The transcript is spliced from 18 exons. Gene Ontology annotation, biological process: mitotic spindle assembly checkpoint signaling; attachment of mitotic spindle microtubules to kinetochore. Gene Ontology annotation, cellular component: kinetochore; mitotic spindle; nuclear envelope. The coding region runs from base 160 to 2328 and encodes 722 amino acids. NCBI's taxonomy places the organism in Eukaryota, Metazoa, Chordata, Actinopteri, Toxotidae. The record is from RefSeq and is a predicted model, not a curated record.
UCUGUGUGUGCGGUGUUGUGACCAAGCUAACGGCUAGUAGAGCAAAGAUAAGUUAUCUGCAGAUAACUUGCUCCUCUUCACGAACAAGUCAUCCGUGAGGUGAGGACUUUGCUACCAAGCGAGACUCCGUUAACUCAAAGGCAAGCAGUGACUCUCAAAAUGGAUUUAGAAGACGACACCACUGUGUUAACAACCUUGAAGUCCUUCAAUUCCUUCAUCAGCCGCCCUGAACAUCCACAGCGGCUGUCAGAUCACUCUGCAGGGAGUGGAAACCUGCAGAGUCAGUACAAACGCAGCAUGGAGCUGUUGGAAGCAGCAGAGAGGGUUCACUCAAAGAAUCGCUACCUUCAGUUGGACCAGGAGAAGAAGCAGAUGGAGCUGAGUCACAAGCGAGCUCGCUUUGAAUUAGAGAAGGCUGCUUCUGACAGUGCACGAGACUUGGAGCAUGAGGUUGACCGCAACCAGGAACUCUUGGGACGAAUAAAAAAGUUGGAGGACAGAGAGAUUGAGGCAGCUAAAAACCUUUCAGAGCAGGUGGAAGCAAGUCGUGCGCUCCGUAAGAACAUGGAGGGCCUGAACAAGAAACUGGAGGAGCGAGAUUCUAGGCUUAACACUGCUAACCAGACCAUCAGUUCUUUGAAGGAUGAGAUCAGAGAGCUGAAGCAAAAGAUUCAAAACAAAGACUCAACAAUUUCUACUCAGACGCUGGAAAACCAGGAACUGCAGGAACAGCUAGAUUUACAGCGCAGGAAGUAUCAGGAAGUCUCUCAGCUUUGCCAAAGUCUCCAAUCUGCCCAGUCCUCCUGCUCAGAACACAUCAUCAAGAUCAAGGAGUUGGAGAGACGCCUUUCUCUCCAGGAGCAAGACAUUGCUAUUGUGAAGACUGUUAAGUCGGAGGUGGCCAGGGUUCCAGAUCUGGAGAAAGAGCUGAAGCGCCUCAGAGAUGAUAAUGCCUUUCUUAGAGAAAGCAGAGAGAAUUGCAGCUUGCUGAAAGAGGAGGUAGAGGGCUUAAGGAAGAAGCUGGAGAGGAUGGAGAAAACCAAAGAAGAGCUGAUCAAUAUGGAACUGGAGAAAGAGAGGCUGGCUGAGAAGCUUCAAGCUUGGGAAAACCUGGGGCAAUCUACUGGACUCAACAUAAGGAAACCGGAGGAUCUGUCCAGGGAGGUGAUUCAGAUCCAGCAGAGAGAAAUUGCUCUGAAAGAGCAGAACUACACACUCAACAGCCGUGUGAGGAGUGUGGAGCGCUCGCAGGCUGAACUCCGUGCAGAGCUGGCCCAGCAGCGCAGCAAGACUCUGGAGGAACAGAAGAAGAGGGAGACACAGGACGCUCUGGUCCGUCGACUACAGAAGAGAGUGUUGUUAUUGACAAAGGAGCGCGAUGGAAUGCGGGCUAUACUAGAGUCCUAUGACAGCGAGCUGGCGCCUACCGAGUAUUCUCCUCAACUCAGCAAACGGCUCAGAGAGGCAGAGGAUGUCCUGCUGAAGACACAGAGCCACAAUGCAGAGAUGGAGGCCCAGCUGACCAAAGCACAGGAAGAGACGGGGACGCUCAAACUGCAGCUACAAACAGUGGAGCUGGAGCUGGAGUCUCUGAAGAAGCAGCAGGCCUCUGCUGCUGACAGCAGCUCUUUAGCGACCAAAGAAGAGGUCAGCAUACUCAGACAAAAAAUUGAAGACUUAGAGGCAGAGCGGCAGCGUUUGGAGGAGCAGAACAACAUUCUGGAGAUGAGACUGGAGAGACACAACCUACAGGGCGACUAUGAUCCAGUCAAAACCAGAGUUCUUCACCUCAAAAUGAACCCCACUGCUGUUGCCAAGCAACAGCGUCAGCAGGAAGUGGAGGCCCUUCGGGAGGAAGUGACACAUCUCAGGGAACUUGUGCGCACGUUGCAGGACGGAGGCGCUCUGGUCCAUUCUCAGGACGAUUCCAGUAUGCACAGCUCCAGCCUCGGCCUCUGUUUGCCGCCAUCAAAGGAGGUGCUGGAUUUACGUAAGCAGAUGGAAAGCUCUGAGCUCAGGAACCAGAGGCUGAAGGAGGUAUUUCAGAAGAAAAUCCAGGAGUUCCGCACAGUCUGCUACGUCCUGACCGGCUAUCAGAUAGAUAUCACCACUGAGAACCAAUACAGGCUCACCUCCGUGUAUGCAGAGCACAUGGACGACUCCUUGCUCUUCAAAAAGGGCUCCAAUGGAAGCAUGCAGCUCAUGGAGACAGAGUUCUCCAAAACCCUGGGAGAGAUGGUGGCCCUUCAUCUGCAUCACCAGAAGAGCAUCCCAGCAUUCCUCUCUGCCGUGACCCUCGACCUCUUCAGCAGACAAACCACUAUCUGAAGUAAUCUGACACCUUCUCAGGCACAGUGGUGUAAAGUCUAGGAUUGGGAUUAGUUUUGAUUUUAAUUUUCUAUGUAUUUUCUUUGCCCUCUCACUUGGCUUCUGCCUUCUCUUUUUUUCACAAAAUAUUCACAAAGUGUUCAAUCAUAUCGCAGUAUUUCUCAACAGCUCUGACAUAUGAGUUGUGCAGUCAGUGCCGUGUUUGUGGAGGAUGAACACCUUGUUUGAUGGAAUGUUUCCAUCUUGCAUUCAAAAGGCUAAGAAAGCGACUUGGUAUCCCUGUUUGUAUUCUGAAUAUUUUAUCAAUGAAUCUUUGAGAAAUACGUUUUUUCUUAGCAGGACAAAGUUGUCAUGAAAAUGACACACAAAAGCCACUGAUAUUUGAAUGCUUUUGUCGUGAGAGUUUGACAUAUACUUCCCACCAUGUUUAAUAUAAACUGUGGAGCAGAGGAAAUGUUUGUGUGGCUCUCUGGAUCUGCAGCGGAUGUGUUUUGCGUGGUCUUUACCAUGGCUGAGUCAUUGUUGACUCUUUUUAUUCUGCCUUUUGUGUCCUCUCUCUAGGGGCCUCAUAUAAAAGUUUUUACACAGAUUUGUUGUGGCUACAAGAAGUCUAAGCCAAUCCAGAGACUGUGUUAAAGAAAUCCAUUUGUAUACAAUAUCUGUGGAUUCUAUCAUUAAUUUUUUUUUCCCUUUUUCUCACUCAUGUCCUGCAAUAUAUCAGAAUUUGAAGUUUGUUUUCAUCAGUAUGAUUUAGUUAUGCCAUAGAUAUUGUUUCUUGCUUGUCUCUCCCUGGCUCUUCUGUUCAUACGAAUCAGUAAGAGAGAAAUAUGAGGAGUAUACAGAGAUAAGAGGCAGCCUUGACUUCCUCUAACCACAUUAGAAAUCCACACUACUGCUUGAAUCUUGGAAUAAAUUCAGUAUUUGACCUGUAAUAAUGUGCGAUCAAUAAUAAUCUCGCCGAAUUUCAGUGUUCUCAGUGUGUAAUUGCGGGCUAGUGUACUACUGUAGUGUAUUACUGUUCUCUUUACUGCAAAGUGGUGAAAACGGAACAAUUAAUCAUGACGCAAAAUCAUUUGGAAUAUCAUACCUGGAAAAAUCAAACAUAUAAGACAAGGCUGUUUGCUGCCUUUCAAAAACUGUUUCAUAGUGAAAUUACCACCACGACAAAUCUGUCACCUGUUAGCUUUUUAUUCAAGUGAGUAGAGACACUGUGAAUAAAAGAACAUGUUAAUUCUACAACACAAUUUUAGUUCAGGACAGUGGCUCAAAUUUUUUCUGGCAUGCCCACACCCUCCCCAUCCCACGAUUUUUAUCAGUCAUUAACAACGAUACAGGAAGCAACUAAUAAAACAACAAACUGUCAACAAACUCUUGCAUUUAUUGAAAAUGCAUUUAUAACGCAACAUGUUAAUUUUGUUUUUUAUGAACUUUGAAUUAUUCCUUUUCCCGAAGUUAGUUAACAAUCAUGCCUGUGUGUACUAGUACGAGGACAAAUACGAGACAAGGGAAAUUUCUUGGCAACAAUAACGGGAAAUGGCAGAAAUAAACAUGGGGUGAAGAGGGAAGCAAGGGAGCGAUCCAAUAAAACUGAGAAACGAAAGGAAGUGAACUGUGAAUAAAGCCACUUAUCACAGCAACAAUAUAAGAACUCCAGCUGGUGCAGCCAUAUGUCUCAUGAGAAAACAUAUUCUCCUGUACAGUACAUGCCACAUACUGUCCUUGUUUUUUUCUUCUUCUUCUUCUUCUUUUUUUUUGUCACACUAUUUCAUUUUCGCAACACAGCACAUCUACUGUGCACCCGACAGCUCUCACCUAGAGGUCAUAUUUUAGAGGCUUGCACGUAAGCUGUGCAACACAUGCAGUAGUGUUGCAUAUAAUGUUCUGUUUCAGCAGUGUGAGAUGUGCUUUGGCUUUAUAAUCAUCAUCCCAUAAAAUUACUGUAUCCUCUCUUCUGUUUGAUUUUUUUUUUUUUUUUUAAGGUGGAGUGUGUAAAUGGCGAUCAAUAAAGCAUAUGUGUUACCGUGA